Salvelinus fontinalis (brook trout) is the source of this 3578-nucleotide messenger RNA. RefSeq names its product RELT like 1 (gene rell1). Gene Ontology annotation, biological process: positive regulation of p38MAPK cascade. The record is from RefSeq and is a predicted model, not a curated record. Bases 389 to 1186 code for a protein of 265 amino acids. The transcript is spliced from 9 exons. Gene Ontology annotation, cellular component: plasma membrane. NCBI's taxonomy places the organism in Eukaryota, Metazoa, Chordata, Actinopteri, Salmoniformes, Salmonidae.
ACAUUGGCUAUUCACUGCAGUUUCACUUGAAAACAAGAACAUUCUUCAUUACAUUGUGUUGUUGUUGCUUACGUACGAUACAUUUCUUGUCCCUAAAAAACUUAAACAAUACGCUUUUUUUUCUUCAAGUUAUGGUAUUUUAAGGCGAACAGCAUGUUUGGAAGUCGAAACAGUUUGGUAAAAUAUAUGCACUUAUUUUAUGACGAAAGUUUUGGACUUCGGCGAGAGUUUUUAUGGAGGCAAGCGGAAGUUCGGAGCUGAAGUCUACGCCCCUUCGUCUGUGAUUGGUCAACAACCCAGUCCACCUUGGUCGUAGUUGCCAGCGUCCAAACUAGGCUGCCACAAGCCGAAAACAUCGACACACACCCGGGCAGUAGUAGUUUUGAGCAUGGCUAAUUCAACUGGGAACAGUGUCGUACCACCGGGUCAGACAGCGGGGGGAGGCAGCCGUGCAGGAGACGACCAUGUGAACCCAGACUACAUAGCCUUCGUCCUGGUGCCGGUCUUCUUCCUCCUGGGUCUCCUGGGGGUCUUGGUGUGUCACGUCCUGAAGAGGAAGGGUUACCGCUGCACCACCGAGGCUGAGGAUGAGGAGGCGGCCCGGGUAGCAGAGGCGGAAAAGAAGGAACUGGAGAUGUGUACAGAGCUGAACGACACCUACAGCGAGGGCAACGACGACACCGUGGGACAGAUUGUUCAUUACAUCAUGCAGAAUGAAGCGAACUCCGAUGCCCUCCAAGCCAUGGUUCCUGAAAACAGCAUAGACUCAGAAGGCCCACCGCUGACUCCCACCUCACCCACCCUCCCAGUGACCCCUAUCUCACCUCGUGUCCCGGUGGGACUUGCCAAACACACCUGCAACCACCUGCACACCAUCGGAGGCAUGGGGGGCCUCAAGAGCGUCUGCAACCGCUGCAAUCACAAGAAGUGGCCCCUGAUGAGGCGUGUGUCCACCAAGAGGAUAGCAGACAGGAGGAGCCACGGAGAGGUCACUGUGUUGGCUGUGGGGAGGUUCCGGGUUACAAAGUGUGACAAGGAGAGGCCCGUCAGAGAAAGGCGGACCAUGCUCAGCACAGACUCCAAUGGGAGCGCGCCCACGUCGCCCACGGAGAAGGAAGCCUUUGAGAGCAGGACCAUCUCCGAGUCACAUCAGGAGCAGAACGAUGAAGGGGCUGAUCCAAAGUGACAGAAACCAAGAGCAGCGCGUGGCUUCCUGAAGAGAGCCGAGGGGGGAAAUAUGAUCAUUUGCAACACUUUUUAAACCCAGAAUCAGACCGUAGAGAAGCAUCAGUGUGCGAAGAGCAGCAGAGGCAAUCCAGGGGUAAGUCCCUCCCUAUCCGUGCCCCUCCCGCUUCGAUGGUCAGACGAGAGAAGACGGCGGUGUUGAUGGUGAAUUAGAGGAUGAAGAUAAGACAGGAGGUUACUCUCUCUUAUCAAACUGGCCCUCUGUCUCGGGCAAGGUAGUGGAAAAGGGUGUAAAGUGUGGCAUGUUUGAAAGAGCCAGUGUGCAGAUCAUCAGACAGUGAGUCACUGGUAGUGCCCCCUCACCCUCUCGUCACCAAAGAUGUGGAAACCACCGCCAACGUUAAUGGUCAACAAAAAAAAUAAAUCUCCCACGAUUCCGCUGCCAAGGAGGAAAACCACAAACGCUCACCUGACCAGGAAGUUGAGAUUGCAUUGGGGGUUGUGUGAGCCAAGAGCCAAUAAACGGUGCACUGUGUUGGAGCCAAAUACACAUCUGCUAAAGGUACAAACUCUACCUAGCCUUCACGUCCACUUCUGACCCACUGGGCAAAGACGGGUUGAAUCGAAGUUGUUUCCACGGCAUUUAAACCCCCAGAAUCUAUGAUGACUUAGUAACCUCACCUGAGACCUGAAGGAUGGUUCCAUACUGCUUAGUAACCUUAGUAACAGAAUCUAUGAUGACGUUGAAUCAACGUGGAAAACUAAUUGGAUUUGCAAAAAGUCCCCAACUUAAGGGAAUUUAUAGUUCCAGUGACAUAGUGAUUUAUUUGUAUAGUUAUAGUUUUUUUUUUAACGUUAGUUGACAACUCAACCAAAAAUAAAUCAACACUAGACGUUGAACCGACCGCUUCCAAUUGGCUCAUUCCCCCCCUCCUCUCCCCUGUAACUAUUCCCCAGGUCGUUGCUGUAAAUGAGGUGUUCUCAGGACUGUCUAGUCCCCCCCCCCCCUUCUAGAACUCCAAUGGAGUACAUUAACUAGGUUUAUACGGCGAGGACAAGUUUCCUCAUCACCUUUUUUUAAAUUCAUUAAUCUUUUGGUUGUCACGGUGACGUAUGGAACCGCUUCUGAUUCCACCCCAAUGAAACUACCUAUUUUAAUUGGCCAUUGACUCAUCUCUUUGCCAAUGUUACGUAUGGUUUCUAUUCAAAGGAGCUGAACAAAUCCAUUUUAAACUUCAGUAGGAGGCCUUUAAAAUGCACUUCUUUCUUGAUCGAUGCACAGACAGUCUUCCUCUGAACAGGUAGUAUAGAGCAGCUGCCUUGUGUGUCUCACUGAUUUUGAGUACGGUGGUAUGUGGUGGGAAUGUAAACUUUGUGUGUGAGACGUUUUUUUGUUGUUGUAUUUUUGUUGUAUUUUUCAAGGUGAAUCUUGAGGUCAAGUGACUUGCAAGUCACCAGAUGUUUUGUUUUCUAUGGUGAAUAAGGUUUUUUAGUCCAGGACUUGGAUAAAUGAACAUUACCUUUAGGGAAGAAAAAUAACUGUGGCUUUUUAUCUAGAACAGAAGCUUAACCAAAAUGAUUAUACAAUGCAAAAAAAUAUAUAUUUCUCAGUGAGGAAAAGUAAUGUCUUGUGAUCAAAUGUGUUUAAAAUGUAAUUUAUACUGUAACAAUUAAUCUAUUGACUCCCCAUUUGCCAUGAAUUGUAAACAAAUGUCAAAGUAUGUUCAAACGGCCAGUGUUUCAAAUGGUUACCCAUACCAAAGCCAAAACUGUUUUCAGGGAGGGAUUACUUUUUAAGCUUUACAUCCUUCAACGAGUAGGCCUACAUUGACCAAACCUGAACAAUGUACAAUGGUACUCCAAUCCAAAUCUAGCAUCAGACAUAAAACAAACAAAAAUAACUUUCAACAGUCUAAAAGUAUUCCCUGUGAAUGUCUCCUCUCCUUACAGAUGAAGGAAAAGAGAAAAAUCCACUUUUAGGCUUUUGAGGAAUGUCAGACUUUUUUUUGGCAAAUUUUAAAACUGGAAUGACUUUCAUCUAAGAGCUUUAAUAUCAAUCUUUUUUUGGGGGGUGGGAUUUUCUCCAAAAAGCAUCUGUUUAUGUGAAAUAGGAAUGUAUUGAUUGUCUGACUAAUUCAAUGUGUUUGUUAUUUGCUCUCAUGUUUGCUUUGGAAACUGUACAGUAUCAAAGUCUUAUCACAAUGUCUUUUUAGUCUGUCCUAUGAAAAUGGUUUUAGGAAAUAAAGCAAACUGACUGAAAAAGUUUUUGCCAUUUUAUGUUGACAGUUGACACUAAUAAAAAUAAAAUACUAUAGAAUUUAAUGAAUGUUUUUAAGGAGAGAGAGAGUACUAUAUGUCGUGUUUUUAACAAAUUAAAUUGAUUAAACCAACAA